Messenger RNA from Ilex paraguariensis (yerba mate), 1233 nucleotides. NCBI's taxonomy places the organism in Eukaryota, Viridiplantae, Streptophyta, Magnoliopsida, Aquifoliales, Aquifoliaceae. The record is from the annotation of a GenBank genome assembly.
CUCCUCCCCUAUCUCCCGAAAUUGACACCCAAAUCCCUCUCUCCAUUAACGAUUUCAAAUCCCAUGGCCUAAACUCCUCUCCAUAAUUCACGCCUAUUCACUUCCGCUCUCGCGCUUUCUCUCCCUCUCUUCUGUUAUCGACUAACUGCACCAGAUCCACUACCAAUAGCAGAGAUGGCGAACCCACCGCUGCUAGCGCACUACUGUCUGUUAGGUCUCUCUUUGCUUUCCCCACACUAACACCCACAGUUUGAGGCCUCUCUCUCUCUCUCACGAGCGACCAAAUCAACGGUGUAGAGACCACAUCGAGCAAUAGCGACUAGAUUCAUGGCAACAGAGACCACAUCCUCCGGCGGACAGAGACUAGAUCUCCGACCACAUGCUCCGGCAAUACUAAACAAAGCAAAGCUUUGAUAUACUUGUGUGAAGUCGCCGGAAAUGACUGACGGGCAGGUGAUAAAGCAUGCAAGGUAUAAAUCGUCAGUCAAGGACUUUGGAGUUCCUGGUGUUCUGAAAAUGACUCGGGAGAGGUUUUUUUUUAUGCCAAAUGAUCCGAAAUCAUCUGCAAGGCUUAAUGUAGAGUUUAGAUUGGUUAAAGGUCACAAAUUUACCAAGGAGGGUUCCAACAAACAGGCCCUGCUUAAUCUCACAGUGGAUCAGGGAGGAAAUUACAUUUUUGAAUUUGACACUUUUUCUGAUCGUGAUGCUUGUUGUGAAUAUGUUGCUGCUCCACUUCAAGAUGAACAACUUAGCCAUGCAGAGAUGGAGCGUCGGAUUAGACUACUGCAGGAGGAUAGUGAGUUGCAGAAACUUCAUAAGCAGUUAGUGAUUGGAGGUGUCCUAUCAGAGGCUGAAUUUUGGGCAACAAGAAAGAAGUUGCUGGAUGAGAAUGCCAGCAGAAAAUCAAAACAACAGGUGGGGUUGAGAAAUGACAUGUUCCAUGUCAAACCAUCUUCUGAUGGUUCGUCUAACAAAGUUACUUUUAAUUUGACACCCGAGAUUAUUCACCAGAUUUUUGCUGAGAAACCGGCUGUACGCCAGACAUUUCUAAAUUUUGUUCCAAGCAAGAUGACAGAAAAAGAGUUCUGGACGAAAUAUUCAAGAGCAGAAUACUUACACAGUACGAAAAAUGUUGUUGUGGCUGCAGCAGAGGCUGCAGAAGAUGAUGAGCUGGCUGUUUUCUUGAAGCAAGAUGACAUGGCAGCAAGUGAAGCUCGGCGGAAAGUGCUCUAG